Molecule: messenger RNA, 215 nt
Organism: Funneliformis geosporum
Lineage: Eukaryota; Fungi; Glomeromycota; Glomeromycetes; Glomerales; Glomeraceae
Source: the annotation of a GenBank genome assembly
UUGAACAAUGCAGUACUAAAACUGUUUUAAUUUUAUCAACUGAACAUGAGCGUUCAAAUUUUACUGUUGUUUUAAGUUGUAUGGCCAAUGAAAGCAAAUUACCACCUGUAAUUAUUUUUAAACUUGUAAAUGUUUCUCGAGAAGAGUUUUCUGAUAGUGUAAUUGUUCAUGCUAAUUCUCAAGGUUGGAUGAAUAAAAAUGAAAUGUUUUGGUAG